Leguminivora glycinivorella is the source of this 4550-nucleotide messenger RNA. It is a transcript of the gene stx, whose product is annotated as midnolin homolog. Gene Ontology annotation, cellular component: nucleus. The record is from RefSeq and is a predicted model, not a curated record. NCBI's taxonomy places the organism in Eukaryota, Metazoa, Arthropoda, Insecta, Lepidoptera, Tortricidae. Gene Ontology annotation, molecular function: protein binding.
UCGAAGGCGACUGGUCACACUGUCUACGGCCACAUCAAAUCUGGGGGUCUGGCGUGUGACCCUGUUAUUUCUAUCUUGCAAUAAAAUAGCUGUGUAAUCUUCGUAAGGUAGUGCGUCGUUGAAAUAGUGAGCGAAUUGUAAAUUCUAGUGGACUAUAUGUGUAAAAUAUGGAACGCGCUACGGGAACAGAAGUGUACGGGUGUGGCUCCCCGCAGUCGACGGACAUAACGCUGAACAUACAAACGACGACUGGUGGUAAUUUCUCAAUCAGCGUGAACGGUAAACACACAGUGGAACACCUCAAGAAACUCGUCUCAAAGAAGUUAAAAGUGUCUAAGGAUCGGAUAUGCUUGUUGCAUCGCGAAAGGCAAUUGCGAGAGGGGACGCUGGAGGAGAACGGGCUUCUGGACGGGUCGCGCGUCAUCCUGCUGCCCAGCGUCGAGACGGGCUUGCUGAGUCAAAGACCCGAGAACUCCGUAAUGCAGGCGCUAGAGUCGCUCAACGACACGCAAGUUAACGACUUCCUCACUGGAAAAUCUCCACUUAAUUUAACCAUGAGAUUAGGUGACCACAUGAUGUUAAUUCAGCUGCAGCUGUCUACCUAAUCGGGUGCAGCCAGUGGCAGCCGUUCUCUUAGGACCUCCACACCCACCAAGAGCACCUCGGUUCGUACAAAACGAGAUGCCAGGGAAACCCCCAGCCCUCAAAGCACACCGGAAAAACCUUCAAACUCUGAAGAAACAGUGGAUACAGAGAAGUUAGGUCAGCCAAAACAUACACAUACUCUUGCUAAGAAAGAUUUGGAAAUGCUGCAAAAUGCGUUUGAUUUGUAUUUAGCUGAAGAAACUUUGAAAAAAGAGACAUGUGUUGAACAUGACUCAAAAGAUGAAUCUUUAGAUACUACAAAUUGUACUCUCUCAGAUCUCUCUGACACCUCUAUUGAGAAUGACCAGUCUCCUAUCAAGUCCUUAUCCAAUUUGGUUUCCAGUCCCAUUGACGCAUCUACCUCUGAGAGCCGAGAAGCGGCAAUCGCAAAUUCUGUAAAAAGUAGUCUGAUAGAUUUGUUGGCAAAAAGUAAAUUGCAUCAUGACAUGCUCAACGCAGCCUCCAGCAGCUCCUCCCGCGCGCCGUGUCCGGCUCACACCCCGGACAGCUCCCUCAGUGACGACAGUGAUAACUUUACUGACCAGAGCUCAUUCUUAGCUGAAAGCACCAUUGAUGAGUACCCUAUGGAAAACCUAUUCAACAGUGCAGUAGACAAAGGCCUGUUUGAGGAUCAAGACGAGUCUAUGAUGGAUAGAGAAAUCUCAAACUUGGCCACAACUAGCCAUGGCACUCCGGCCGCGUCCGGUGCCUUGCCUUCCUUCCAAAGCAUUGAACCUUUAAAAAAUAAGCGCUUCCAAUAUUUACUCCACAAGACACCUAAAUUCAAACAUCCUAUUGGUCAAAACAAACAAAAAGCCUUUAUGCAGUCUGUUGUGACCAAACAUAAGAAAAAGAUGCAAAAUCGGCAAGAUAGUAACCUUGUGCAGCCGUCCACCUCCCGCACUGAGCCUUUUAUAACUAACUCCAGGAAGCUAAUACUGCAGCCGAGUGCUCAGAGUGCAGAUGCAGACCUAGCCACUCCCUCUACUUCUAAACAAAUUCCAUUCAUAGCUCCCGACGCGCCCAAGAAGCCGCAGCGAGCGUCCCCCACCCCUCCCGUUGACACUAAAGCCCUUAUAGAGGCUUCAAAGAACCUCACGCAGAAGUUAAAGAAACUGUCUAAAGAAGUACUGACAAAUAAAAUAGAUCUCAGGACUGCUGAAGAGUCAGUGCGCUCGAAGGUGGGCCCCGGAGCUGUGAUAGAGUCCAUGAAGCAUCAUGGCAAAGGAAUAUAUUCGGGAACAUUUUCUGGCACACUUAACCCUGCUCUACAAGACAGAUAUGGCCGACCAAAGAGGGACAUCUCCACUAUUAUUCACAUUUUGAACGACUUGCUGUGCGCCGCGCCGCCCAUCGCUCUUGUUCAGAAGGAGCCAAAACACUCGUGUUCGACCGGCACGCCGGAGGAGACGAAGUGCUCCAGCUGCAGCCAGACGGGCUGCGCGCCGGCCCUGUGCCACAAGUGCGACACGGCCAAGGCGCUCGCCAGCGACAACUCCAAGACCAAGUGCAAGCUGGAGCGCCUGCGCCUCGUCAUGCAGCAGAAGAAGCAGCGCCGCGAGGCGCGCCGCCUGCAGGCGCUGCCCUACGCGCCGCCGCAGCCCAUCGCCGCGGCCGACGCGCCCGCGCGCUCCGAGGAGAUCGACGCAAGCGCCUAACACGAGCGCGCUGCGACCGCGCGCACCGACCGAGUCCACAUACAUUGUAAGUGAGAGCGAGUCUUUAAAGUUUCAAGGUCGCGGUGCGGUGAGGCCGUUUGUUAGCGCUCGAACUCGCCUUCGAAGCGUAUUAUGCCUAUAUGAUGUGCGUCGAAAUAAUUACUCCUCUCGUUUUGAAGGUUCGUUCGAGCCCUACCGCUCCAGAUUAUUUCUAGUGCUUAGUGACGGCCGCCAUUUUGUUAAACCGUUCCGACCGCGCGAUCGUUUCGCCGGAGUCCUCCGACUCGACAUAUGUAUAUAGCUCGCUUUGAAUCGUUUUAUGUUGGAAUCGUUAUUCGGCCGGUAGCGAUAGUAGUUUUGAUUUAACGACGACGUCACUAAACCUUUGAAUAUCUGUUGGAAGACGGUCAUGAAAAUGUUACACUCGGUUGCGGUUCGACUCUUCCCCGAUGGUUUCGGUUACCUUUGGAAAUGUUAAUUCGAUGGUGCUGAUUUUCAAAAUGCGAAUGUAUGCAAAUCAUUGAUUAUCUCGAGCUUGUAAAAUUGUGACAAGUACACUUUCGCUUGCUCUUUGACAAUGGACCGUGUUUGUGACGUGAGACGGUAGACUUAUAGACUGAAAGCCCUUCGUAUCGGAGCAGAAUGUGAGUUGUUUGUGGUGAGAGUAGCGUAGCUCGCGGUUGUGGAGAUUGUUCGGGAGCGAGUGCGGGUUAGACCCAUCAUAUUCUAAAUUACCGACGCCUAGGUUCCGACGUAGACGUCACGUCGAUAUAAGUGCUAUUAUACCCGUGUACAAAUGAUACAAGAUUGAAUAGCGAAUCACUAGUUGUAGUUAAAGGGUAACUGUUAAGGACCUCCCAUGUAGUUGCCUGGUGCGACGAUAAAAUUGAUUUUUGUUGUUAUUUCUUUUAGAUUUAUAUUUUAUUUUAUUGGUUCAACAACUGAUACUGUACCAGCUUAAUUGUAUGGAAUAACAUUAAUAUCGGUAGGGUCCAUUGGACAUUAUUUCUUUGGAAAUUGUAGCCUCCUCGUGUUUGUUUAAGUUAUGUAAUUCCUCAUAUACUUAGUAAAUUUCGAGCGCGUUUUAUUCCAUAAUUAUUGUAGUAAAUAAUCGGCACUGUUUUUGCUAUAGUUAUUUUCUUUGUUUUCUUUUUCUCCUAUCACGGAAAUGUUAUAACAUAAUAAAUUGUUUUUUUCUUACAUAUUCUUAAUUAUUUUAUUUUGUUUGAUGUGAACGCACGACUAGACGCUAGGAUGCGAGACACCAACGUUAGACCUCGGUAACGACCCUCCGCAGAUGCGAGGACAUAUACUAAAGCUUUGUAUAUAAUUAUUACGCAGAAAUCUAAUAGUAAUGUGCUUUUAUGAUCUAUAACCAAUUGCCUAUCAUUUUAUGUAAGGGACUAUUAUGAUCAACUGCCUAGAAAAUGCAUUAGGUGUAAUAACGGAACACUGUGAAUAUAAUAUGAACUCUGCCUAUGUAAACGUUGCAUAUACUAAAGUAAUGAUAGUUUAGCAAGGCAUUAACAAUAUUAAGCUACUUCAUAUAGCAUCAAUCAAUAUUUUAAGUUACAGAGUUAUAUUUAUAAUUUUAGUCUUCCGUAUGAAUGACUGCUUUCUUGAAAUGUGAAUCCCAUACUGGUAAGGGGCCAAGACUAUUAAUUUUCCUUAGAAUAACACAAGCAAUAAUCCUAAAGAUCCACAUCGUGAGAAGUGCCUGUCGUUUGUAAGGUGCGUUCAUGUACUGAUGUAGUGCCAUACGUGUGCCCAUUAAGUUUUCUUUAUUAUGAAUUUGAGGGAAUAUAUGGCACCAAAUAUUUCACCCUUUUAUGUAUUCAAUCUCUUACCAUACUGAUUCAGUAAAGAUCUCAAAUAUGAUAUAUUUAUGAGAUUUUUCUCGUUCGUGUAGAAUAUAUUAAAACUUUCAACUAUAUGCAGUUUUCAGACUAUUGUUACCAAUUGUAAAAUUAGUCAGGAUGCCUUUUCGUUAUAAGUUUUAAAAAUUCGUGAGUUGUUUUUGUCCUUGUAUUUGCAUGUCUAGUGAGGAGAAUAAAGUUACAUAACAAAAUACACAAGUCUGUCACUUUGCCCCUAGUUUUAGGUCAUCUCUAGUGAAAGUAAAAGAGCGAAAAUGUUCUAAAAUAUUUUAAUACACUGCAACUGUCAUGUGGUAAUACGUAACUAUUGUAAGAUAUAAACUAUCACAUCCCGGACCAACGGAAACUCUACGUGCUGUUCAGUGAAAAA